AUGCACGGCAUCAUCGAGCUCUCGCUUCAGCUCCUCAACUCAUUCCAGCCGGCCAAUUUCGGUCGUGCCGGAAUCCAAGUGCCUCUGCAAGACCAAGAUCAUGUGCGCCCUACACCAGUGACAAAGUCCUCUGGGCUUCCGGACUACUUUGUGACUGAUGAUGGGCACUUUCAAGGUCCUACCCAGACUGGCUCAGCCCCGUUCCUUGCGCAGACCAAUCUAGCGCCGUUUGCUGGUGUGUCUUACAUACCCAACACGCCUCUUGAGACCCAAGUCCCUAUUGUCGGCAAUGUGGACAAUAAGAACAUUUUCCAGAGCCUUGCCAACAUUAGUCCGUACUUUCCGAAUCCACGCGGUUUCGGUGUCAAUGAGUACCCAGUACCAGCUGGCACUAACGUGACAUGGCUGAACAUGGUACAUCGGCAUGGUAGCCGAUACCCCGAAGUAUCCGGGGAAGCCGCAGAAAGGACUCUGGGCAAGAAGCUCACUGAUGCUGCGGGCAAGUUUACCGGACACGGGCCACUGUCGUUCCUCAACGACUGGAAGUUUUUGCUGGGUGCCGAGAUCUUGGUGCCGAAUGGGAAGCAGGAGCUGUUCACGUCGGGCACACUGCAUUAUUACCAAUACGGUCAUCUGUACCCAAACAAUGGGAGCAAGAUCGUUGUCAGGAGUACUACGCAGCGUCGCAUGACGGAGUCUGCAGAGUACUUUUUGGCAGGUUUCUUUGGCUUGGGCUGGCCGCAAAACGCUACCUUGGAGUUGGCUAUUGAGGCACCUGGCUUCAACAAUACGUUGGCUGGUUACAAGCAAUGCAAUCAUUCGAGCUGGCACAUGGCUCGCGGAGCCCUCAUGGAGUGGGUUGGCGUGUACCUCCAUGAUGCCCAUCAGAGGUUCAGAAGCAACCUUACUGGUGACCUUGAUUGGACCAUCAACGACACAUACAAUGCUCAAGCCUUGUGCUCCUACGAGACUGUCUCCCUAGGCUUUUCUCACUGGUGUGGUCUAUUCACCUACGAGGAGUGGGAAGGCUACGAAUAUGCACUUGACAUUGCAUUCCAAGCCGGAACGGGUUUUGCGUCUCCCGUUGGACGAGCAAUCGGCAUUGGCUAUGUGGAAGAAGUCCUCGCCCGAAUGCAACACCACGUCAUAACGUCCCCCUCCGCCCAAAUCAACAUCACCCUCGACAACAACACCGUCACCUUCCCCGUAGACCAAAACCUAAACCUCGACUUCUCCCACGACGCCGGCAUCCUAAGCAUCCUCGUCGCCUUCGGCCUCACCCAAUUCGCAGACAUGCUACCAACUACACACAUCAAACAGGACCGCGAGUUCAUCCUCUCCCACCUGCAGCCCUUUGCCGGCCGCCUCGACAUUGAAGUCAUCAAAGCGCCUGCACCUGUGAACCCUAGACGCGGCGAUAAGACGGUUUAUCUUGAAGGUGGGCCGACUAGUUAUGUGCAUUUUAUACUUAACCAGAGGACUAUUCCGCUAGGGAGGAGUCAUGAGGCGUGUGGGAAGAGGGACGAUGGGUGGUGUGAGAUGAGCGCUUUUCUAAAAGUCAUGGAGAGGCAGAUUGAGCUCGCGGAUUAUGACUACGCUUGCUUUGGGGAGUACGAGGAGCCGGGGUAUGGGGAUGUUAGGGAUGGAAGGCCGAUUGUACGGAAGGAGGUGUAG
This is a messenger RNA of Pyrenophora tritici-repentis Pt-1C-BFP, 1674 nucleotides long. NCBI's taxonomy places the organism in Eukaryota, Fungi, Ascomycota, Dothideomycetes, Pleosporales, Pleosporaceae. The record is from RefSeq and is a predicted model, not a curated record.